This is a messenger RNA of Capsaspora owczarzaki ATCC 30864, 402 nucleotides long. RefSeq lists its product as hypothetical. The transcript has 3 exons. The record is from RefSeq and is a predicted model, not a curated record. Lineage: Eukaryota; Filasterea; Ministeriida; Capsasporidae. The coding region runs from base 1 to 402 and encodes 133 amino acids.
AUGACAUCAUGUGCACUGGUGCGUCAACCCGAGGCCGCUGAGUGGUCGCCCGUUGCAAACCCAAGCGAGAAAGUGCCCUCGAGUAGCUCUACUGCGUGGGCAGAAGGAGAUCGGACGAGACGCGUUCGAUGGGCUUCCAAUCAAGUAUCUCCGGCCAAUCAAGAGGCGAUUUGCGAGGCCGCGCGGACAAUGGCCAUGGCAGGCUACAGGCACGACGAUCUCCUGAUGCGUCAUGUCGGCUUCUACAUGAAGGUUUCCAAGAACAAGAAGAAAACGCAGACCAUGAUGGCCGUCUUUUGCGACUUGUCGCGAGUCACCCGGGUGAGCUCCGACGAAGAUAAGGAAGCGGCGCGCAUGGCCAUGCUCACCAAACUUUCGCUUGAGCCCGGCGAUGUGUUGUGA